AUGCCUUCUCCCGACAUUUCCAAGCUACCAGUUACCUACCAGGAUGUCUCUUACAACAAGCGUGACUUGAUCCUAUACGCCAUCGGUAUCGGUGAAGACGACCUGAAAUUCACAUACGAGUUGAACAAGGAUUUCGCUGCAUUCCCAACGUACCCAAUCGUGCUUCCCUUCCGUGGACUCUCCAACGAUGUCAUUGAUUUCCUAAACCCCAAGGGUCCCAAAGGAGCUGGAAUCCCAGGCGUCAAACUCGAUUUGAGCAAAGUUCUUGACGGUGAACGAUACUUUGAAGUUAUCAACCCUAUUCCUCUUGAGGGAAAGUUCCAGUUCAGAAACAAGAUUACUGGCGUGUACGAUGUCGGUAAAGCCGCUGUUGUCCAAUCUGAAGGAACCAUGAUUGACGCUAGCGGCAAGGAAUACGUCAAGAUCGUAUCGUCCGCUUUCUACAGAGACGCUGGAGGAUUCGGUGGUGAGAAGCCACCCAAACCAUCCUCAGACGCUACUCCACCAGCCCGCGCUGCAGACAAGAGCAUCUCUCUGCCAACUCUGAAGCAACAGGCUGUUAUCUACCGCUUGUCUGGUGACUACAAUCCUUUACACAUUGACCCAGCCUUUGCCAAAAAAGUCGGUUUCCCAACCCCAAUCCUCCACGGUCUUGCCUCAUACGGCACUGCUGCUCGAGCCAUUCUGAGACUCUGGGGCGACAAUGAUGCGUCCCGUUUCAAGAGCUUCCGUGCUAGGUUCACGUCUCCAGUGCUCCCAGGAGAGACAUUGAAGGUUGACUCGUGGUUGGUUCGUGAGGAGGGUGGAUGUCAGAUUGUUUCGUUCACUGCUACCAUUGUUGAACGAGGUGUUCAAGCUAUGGGAGGUGGUGUCGCUUACAUUAAAAAGGCUGGAGCCAAGUUGUGA
This is a messenger RNA of Synchytrium microbalum, 906 nucleotides long. RefSeq lists its product as uncharacterized. The transcript has 8 exons. NCBI's taxonomy places the organism in Eukaryota, Fungi, Chytridiomycota, Chytridiomycetes, Synchytriales, Synchytriaceae. The record is from RefSeq and is a predicted model, not a curated record. Gene Ontology annotation, cellular component: peroxisome. Bases 1 to 906 code for a protein of 301 amino acids.